AUGAAUCUUAUUCAUAAUUAUCAAAUGGUUAAUGAAAAUCAUCGAUUUUUUAUGUCUAAUGAAUGGAGUAUUCCUGAUAAUGUUAAACAACGAAUAGAAUUAUUACAUCAUGCUAGUAUAGAUGUUUCCACUACAUGUGCAAUUUUAAAAGAAGAGUUUG
Messenger RNA from Funneliformis caledonium, 160 nucleotides. The record is from the annotation of a GenBank genome assembly. Lineage: Eukaryota; Fungi; Glomeromycota; Glomeromycetes; Glomerales; Glomeraceae.